Messenger RNA from Mizuhopecten yessoensis (Yesso scallop), 672 nucleotides. Its product is annotated as deoxycytidylate deaminase-like. The record is from RefSeq and is a predicted model, not a curated record. Bases 70 to 528 code for a protein of 152 amino acids. Gene Ontology annotation, cellular component: cytoplasm. Gene Ontology annotation, molecular function: zinc ion binding; dCMP deaminase activity. Gene Ontology annotation, biological process: dUMP biosynthetic process; dTMP biosynthetic process. The transcript is spliced from 4 exons. Lineage: Eukaryota; Metazoa; Mollusca; Bivalvia; Pectinida; Pectinidae.
UUUGAUUAUUUUAUGUUCUAGGGCAGCGAGAGUAAAAAAAAUGACAUUAUCAGCUGGGAAGAGUACUUCAUGGGCGUAGCUUUGUUGUCUUCCAGGCGAAGCAAGGACCCCAAUACACAAGUUGGAGCUUGUAUAGUUAAUAAAUUCAAAAGAAUAGUAGGGCUUGGAUACAAUGGCUUCCCUGAUAACAUCCCUGAUAACGAUAACAAACUCCCAUGGGGAAAAUCGUCAGAGAAGGAUGCGGAAGGCUACGUGCAACACAAGGGCCUAUAUGUGUGCCAUGCGGAAAUGAAUGCCAUUGUCAAUAAGCUGUCUGUGGAUAUUACCGGCUGUACCAUGUACACAACGCUAUCUCCAUGUAAUGAAUGUGCCAAACUCAUCUGUCAACUCCGCCUCGGUAAAGUCGUCUACUAUGAAAGAAAGACUGAAGAUAAAGAAGGAAAAUAUAAAGCAGCGGAGAAGAUGUUUAAAGAGGCAGGAAUAGAAUGGGUGAGAUACAAGUGUAAGCGCAGAGAACUGGAGAUUUGAGACCACGAUUUUGUGCUGUGAUGUCCUGGAACAAUGUGGACAUUUCCCGACCAGAAUAUCUUCUUUUUGUGUGACCGUUGAAUGAACAGUCAAGUGUAACCCUGUUUUAUCUUAUUAUUAUGUUAAUAAGAUUUAAAAAAAAAA